AUGCCGUUAGACGAGCAGGUCGCGCGCGAUGUAAGCGAUGUAGAGAAAAGUCAGCGAGAUGUAACGGCAAGUCCUGAGAAAACGGAGCAGAAACACAAAGGCAUUGAUACGCGCGACAUCAAUUCGCCGCGCAGACACCGGUCGAAAUCCUGUCUGGAGCUGCGUCUGUUCUGCCUGAGAUUGUGCCGCGCGAAGAAAAGAUGUUCCGAGCGCGUUCUGAGGAAGCCGACGAGACGAGUUCUCGAGCGAAUAAAGGCGCGAAGUAAGGAGUGCGGGAAGCGCGACGAUACGGCAGUCGCCGGUGUGUCAACCGCGCCGCAUCGAGAAUCGAUAAGCCAUCGGGAUGCCCCGAAGAAAUCUAGGAGAGGUCGUAAACAAGACGAGGCGGCAGAGGUCGCCGAUAAGGACACCAGGGCGGAGAGAAAGGAACGGAGGAAGAGGGAGAGAGAGGCGAGGAAGAGGAAGGCGCUGCCGGAGGAGGAGGAGGAGGAGGAGGCGCCGCCGGUGAGGAGAGACAGGCGCGAACGCGAGGAGCUCGUCUCGCGGGCCGCGGACGUGCGUCCGGUGGCGCGCGACGACGACCUCGUCGCCGAGGACCUGGUCCCGGUGCGGCCGCCAUCGAUCGCGGACCUGGCGAAGAGCUGCUGCUACUUGUGCGCCCGGAACGCGCUUGCAAUCGCGGCCGCCUCCAGGCCGGAGCAGUCCGACAAGUGGGUCCAAGUUUCGGCCCAUAAAUUUCACGCGGAGACGCCCGCAACGCUCGAUAAGAGCUGCAGCCCGAUUCUGCUGCUGGUGCGCACCGUGCAGUCGUCCGUCAAAGUGAGGACGCGGGAGACCGGUACCCUCUGCCCCGGCAUAGCGAGCGCGGUGCCGCGCGCGAAGAAGCGCAAGAAGUUCGCCGUGUUCCGGGGGCUGACGCGGACCAAGUGUCCGGCGGGACCGCGUGCCGUCUGCGAGACCGGCAAGUCCACCGCCGCCAGGCGCGACGAUAACGCGGAAAAACGCGAGCCGAGACACGAGAGGUGCUGCAGGGAGAGGAGCGCCUGA
This is a messenger RNA of Vollenhovia emeryi, 1047 nucleotides long. RefSeq names its product stress response protein nst1-like. The transcript has a single exon. Bases 1 to 1047 code for a protein of 348 amino acids. NCBI's taxonomy places the organism in Eukaryota, Metazoa, Arthropoda, Insecta, Hymenoptera, Formicidae. The record is from RefSeq and is a predicted model, not a curated record.